CCGGGUCCCUCUCCGAGAGCCGGGCGGGUACGCGUCAUUGUAUUACCUGCCGUCGGCCCGCGAACUGGGCUCGGGGUUUUAUUUUUUUCCCUCCCCUCCCUCCCCCCUUUCCGUGCAGCUGAUCUGAAAGGGAAUAAAAGGCUGCGCAUAAUCGUAAUAAUAAAAGGGGAGCGCGAGUAGAGGGAAAGAAAGCCAGGAGGUGGAAGAGGAGGGAGAGCGCCUCAAAGAAGCGAUCGGAAUAAUAAAAGGAGGCCGGGCUCUCUGCCUUCUGGAACCCGCCGCUCUUGAAAGGGCUUUUGAAAAGUGGUGUUGUUUUCCAGUCGUGCAUGCUCCAAUCGGUGGAGUAUAUUAGAGCCGGGACGCGGCGGCCGCAGGGACAGCGGCGACGGCAGCACCGGCGGGAACACCAGCGGGAGCAACAGCAGCGGCGGCGCCGGCGUUCCGAGUGCCCGCGGCGCGCGGCGCAGCGAUGCGGUCCCCACGGACGCGCGGCCGGCCUGGGCGCCCCCUGAGGCUCCUGCUCACCCUGCUCUGCACCCUGCGAGCCAAGGUGUGCGGGGCCUCGGGUCAGUUCGAGUUGGAGAUCCUGUCCAUGCAGAACGUGAACGGGGAGCUGCAGAACGGGAAUUGCUGCAGCGGCGCCCGCAACCCAGGGGACCGCAAGUGCGUCCGCGGAGAGUGUGACACGUACUUCAAAGUAUGCCUCAAGGAGUACCAGUCUCGCGUCACGGCCGGGGGACCCUGCAGCUUCGGCUCGGGGUCCACGCCUGUCAUAGGGGGCAACACCUUCAACUUCAAGGCCAGCCGCGGUAACGACCGCAACCGCAUCGUGCUGCCUUUCAGUUUCUCCUGGCCGAGGGCCUACACUUUGUUUGUGGAGGCGUGGGACUCCAGUAACGACACUGCUCAACCCGACAGGAUUAUCGAGAAGGCCUCUCACUCGGGGAUGAUCAACCCCAGCCAGCAGUGGCAGACACUGAAGCAUAUCACGGGGAUCGCCCACUUUGAGUAUCAGAUCCGAGUGAUCUGUGAUGACCACUACUAUGGCUUUGGCUGCAAUAAGUUCUGUCGACCCAGAGAUGACUUCUUUGGUCAUUACACCUGUGACCAGAAUGGCAACAAGACCUGCAUAGAAGGCUGGAUGGACCCCGAAUGUAACAGAGCUAUUUGCCGACAGGGCUGUAGUCUCAAGCAUGGGUCUUGCAAGCUCCCAGGUGACUGCAGGUGCCACUACGGCUGGCAGGGUCUGUACUGUGACAAGUGCAUCCCGCACCCGGGCUGCGUCCACGGCACCUGUUACGAGCCAUGGCAGUGCCUCUGCGAGACUAACUGGGGAGGCCAGCUGUGUGACAAAGAUCUCAACUACUGCGGGACCCACCAGCCGUGCCGCAAUGGGGGCUCGUGUAGCAACACGGGUCCUGACAAGUACCAGUGCGCCUGCCCCGACGGAUAUUCAGGAACCAGCUGUGAGAUUGCUGAGCACGCUUGCCUCUCCGAUCCCUGCCACAACAGAGGGAGCUGCAAGGAGACCUCCCUGGGCUUUGAGUGCGAGUGUUCUCCUGGCUGGUCCGGCCCCACGUGUUCCACGAACAUCGAUGACUGUACUCCAAACAACUGUUCCCAUGGGGGGACCUGCGAGGACUUGGUUAAUGGAUUUAAGUGUGUCUGCCCUCCCCAGUGGACUGGCAGAACGUGCCUGCUAGAUGCAGAUGAAUGCGAGGCCAAACCUUGUGUAAAUGCCAAGUUCUGCAAGAAUCUGAUUGGGAGCUACUACUGUGCUUGCCUUCCGGGCUGGACGGGUCAAAAUUGUGACAUAAACAUUAAUGACUGCCUUGGCCAGUGUCAGAACGAGGCCUCCUGUCAGGAUUUGGUUAAUGGUUAUCGCUGUAUCUGUGCACCUGGCUACGCAGGUGAACAUUGUGAGAAGGAUGUGGACGAAUGUGCCAGCAAUCCCUGUUUGAACGGGGGUCACUGUCAGGAUGAGAUCAACAGAUUCCAGUGUCUGUGUCCCACUGGUUUCUCCGGAAACCUCUGUCAGUUGGACAUAGAUUAUUGCGAGCCCAAUCCCUGCCAGAACGGUGCCCAGUGCUACAACCGUGCCAGUGACUAUUUUUGCAAGUGUCCUGAAGACUACGAGGGCAAGAACUGCUCGCACCUGAAAGACCACUGCCGCACGAGCCCCUGUGAAGUGAUCGACAGCUGCACAGUGGCCAUGGCCUCCAAUGACACGCCCGAAGGGGUGCGGUAUAUCUCCUCGAACGUCUGUGGUCCCCACGGGAAGUGCAAGAGUCAGCCGGGAGGCAAAUUCACCUGCGACUGUAACAAAGGCUUCACCGGAACGUACUGCCACGAGAAUAUUAACGACUGUGAGAGCAACCCCUGUAGAAAUGGUGGCACUUGUAUUGACGGUGUCAACUCCUACAAGUGUAUCUGCAGCGACGGCUGGGAGGGCACCUUCUGUGAAACCAAUAUUAAUGACUGCAGCCACAACCCCUGUCACAAUGGAGGCACGUGUCGUGACCUGGUCAACGACUUCUACUGUGACUGUAAAAACGGGUGGAAAGGGAAGACCUGCCACUCGCGUGACAGCCAGUGUGAUGAAGCCACAUGCAACAAUGGUGGCACCUGCUAUGACGAAGGGGAUGCUUUUAAAUGCAUGUGUCCUGGAGGCUGGGAAGGAACUACUUGUAACAUAGCCCGGAACAGUAGCUGCCUGCCCAACCCCUGCCACAACGGGGGCACCUGUGUGGUCAACGGCGAGUCCUUCACGUGUGUGUGCAAAGAAGGCUGGGAAGGGCCCGUCUGCACACAGAAUACCAAUGAUUGCAGUCCUCAUCCGUGCUACAACAGCGGAACGUGCGUGGACGGGGACAACUGGUACCGCUGCGAGUGUGCCCCGGGCUUUGCCGGGCCAGACUGCAGAAUCAACAUCAACGAAUGCCAGUCUUCGCCUUGUGCCUUCGGGGCCACCUGUGUAGAUGAGAUCAACGGCUACCGAUGUGUUUGCCCCCCGGGGUACAGCGGUGCCAAGUGCCAAGAAGUUUCAGGGAGACCUUGCAUCACCAUGGGGACCGUGAUUCCAGACGGGGCCAAGUGGGACGACGACUGCAAUGCCUGCCAGUGCCUGAACGGGAGGGUCGCCUGCUCGAAGGUGUGGUGCGGUCCUCGAUCCUGUGUGCUCCACAAAGGGCACAGCGAGUGUCCCAGUGGGCAGAGCUGCCUCCCCAUCCUGGACGACCAGUGCUUCAUCCACCCCUGCACGGGCGUGGGCGAGUGUCGCUCUUCGAGCCUGCAGCCGGUGAAGACCAAGUGCACCUCUGACCCCUACUACCAGGACAACUGUGCGAACAUCACCUUCACCUUCAACAAGGAGAUGAUGUCACCGGGUCUUACCACCGAGCACAUUUGCAGUGAAUUGAGGAAUCUGAAUAUUUUGAAGAACGUUUCUGCUGAAUAUUCCAUCUACAUAGCUUGUGAGCCUUCCCCUUCAGCGAACAAUGAAAUCCAUGUGGCUAUUUCUGCUGAAGACAUACGGGAUGAUGGCAAUCCUAUCAAGGAAAUCACCGACAAAAUAAUAGAUCUUGUUAGUAAACGUGAUGGAAACAGUUCACUGAUCGCCGCUGUUGCGGAAGUUAGAGUUCAAAGGCGCCCUGUGAAGAGCAAAACGGAUUUCCUGGUUCCCUUGCUGAGCUCUGUCUUAACUGUGGCUUGGAUCUGUUGCCUGGUGACGGCCUUCUACUGGUGCGUGCGGAAACGGCGGAAGCCAAGCAGCCACGCUCACUCGGCCUCUGAGGACAAUACCACAAACAACGUGCGGGAACAGCUGAACCAGAUCAAAAACCCCAUUGAGAAGCAUGGGGCCAGCGCCAUCCCCGCCAAGGAUUAUGAGAACAAAAACUCCAAAAUGUCUAAAAUAAGGACACACAACUCCGAGGUGGAAGAGGACGACAUGGACAAGCACCAGCAGAAAGCCCGGUUUGCCAAGCAGCCGGUGUACACACUGGUAGACAGAGAGGAGAAGCCGCCCAACGGCACACCGACCAAACACCCAAACUGGACAAACAAACAGGACAACAGGAACCUGGAAAGCGCCCAGAGCUUAAACCGGAUGGAGUACAUCGUAUAGCAGCCAGCGGGCGCCAUGGUGUGCACGGUCCCCGCAGGUAGCGUCUUCCAGGCACUCGGGGCUCGUAGUUCUCUAAACCGUCGUGUCAUGUUUGAGUCUGAGGCUGUUGUUGACUUAGAAUCCCUGUGUUAAUUUAAGUUUUGACAAGCUGGCUUACACUGGCAAUGGUAGUUUCUGUGGUUGGCUGGAAAACCAAGUGCUGCAGAUCCCAGCUCUGCAAAGCGAGGCGAAAGUGCCCUCAUGCGCGGCCCAUGCUCGCCAGGAGACUGCCUCGCCCUUAGUCGCUGAGCGUCCACUUUUGCCAGAUGUCGCAAUGGUGAUGCAGUCUUAGAAUAAUUUUAUUUAUAUUUAUUGACUCUUGAGUUGUUUUUGUAUAUUGGUUUUAUGAUGACGUACAAGUAGUUCUGUAUUUGAAAGUGCCUUUGCAGCUCAGAACCACAGCAACUAUCACAAAUGAGUUUAUUAUUUAUUUUUUUUAUUGUAUUUUUUGUCUUUGGGGGAGGGAGGGACUUUGUCAGCAGUUGCUGGUAAAAUGAAGAAUUUAAAGAGGAAAAAAAGUGUCAAAAGUAGAAUUUUUGUAUAGUUAUGUAAAUCUUUUUUUAUUAAUCACUGUGUAUAUUUGAUUUAUUAACUUAAUAAUCAAGAGCCUUAAAACAUCAUUCCUUUUUAUUUAUAUGUAUGUUUAGAGUUGAAGGUUUCUGAUAGCAUUGUAAGCG
This is a messenger RNA of Choloepus didactylus (southern two-toed sloth), 4842 nucleotides long. RefSeq names its product jagged canonical Notch ligand 1 (gene JAG1). The transcript is spliced from 26 exons. Gene Ontology annotation, molecular function: calcium ion binding; Notch binding. Lineage: Eukaryota; Metazoa; Chordata; Mammalia; Pilosa; Megalonychidae. Gene Ontology annotation, biological process: multicellular organism development; cell communication; heterophilic cell-cell adhesion. Gene Ontology annotation, cellular component: plasma membrane; protein-containing complex. The coding region runs from base 470 to 4126 and encodes 1218 amino acids. The record is from RefSeq and is a predicted model, not a curated record.